AUGCUUGAGCAAACUGUUUUGAUUAGAAGGAUGAGAGCAGAGAUGCAUGUAUUUUUCAAUGAAAACAAGAUUGACAAGAGAAGAAUUGUGAGUGAAUGGGAAUUGACAGGGUGGCAGAAGUGUAGGCUGGUUGUAGGUGGGCUGCAGCGGGAUGUUGUUGGUGGGCUGUCUCUGGCGGCAGUGCUGCAGGAUUUGUGUGCUGCAGCUGCAGUGCAGGCAGAGGUGGUGCAAGAGCUUCGGAGCAAUGGUUGCAGUGGUUGGAGGCUGGAAGUUGCAGGCACUGCGGAAAGCUGGAGGCUGCAGGGUCUUGGUGAACAAAAGGGGAGGGCUGACCUGGACUUGAAGAUUGCCUUCUCAGCCAAUCCUCCACCUCCACCUCCUCUCACUCCGCCCCCACCCCCACCGCCAGACCAUGCAUGGCUGGUUUACACUUGGCCAUUUGGCUACUGCUUAAAACCACCGGUCAUUGACAAAUGCAAACUGGCACCUUUGCCAGAAAAACUUGUUUUGCAUGGUUUGUGGCCAGUUAACAAAAAUGGGUUUCCUGUGAUGAAAUGCCAAGAAAGGCGUGACAUUUCACCUCUGUUCCAAAGCGUAGAUUUUUACGACUCUAUGAUGCAACACUGGCCCUGUCUUACGGCCCCAGUUGAAUCCAGCAAGAAACAAAUUAAAUUCUGGACUGAUGAGUUUUUUAAGCAUGGCAGUUGCUUCGCAGGUGAAACACCCGAAGUGUUCUUCCCAAGGGUGCUGAGCUUAGGGACGGAGAUAGGUCUGUACGAAGCUUUGCUGGCUGAGCAAAUAACUCCCGGUGCUGUCUACCCGAGAACUGCAUUUGAAACCGCCGUCGAAGCAAAAUUGGGCUCCAGUGGCAUGAUGAUUAUGAAAUGCUACAAGGAUGGCAAUGAACUGAUUCUUGAUGAGAUAAUGAUAUGCAUGGACGUGAAAGGAGAGGCAGCCGUACCAUGCUCGAGCCUGGAGGUGAUUAACGAGGAUACUUGUGGGAGUGGAACCAAUGGGAUCACGCUGUUGGGUAGUUCGCUUGGUUAUAUUUAUACCAGUUAA
This is a messenger RNA of Dovyalis caffra, 1062 nucleotides long. Lineage: Eukaryota; Viridiplantae; Streptophyta; Magnoliopsida; Malpighiales; Salicaceae. The record is from the annotation of a GenBank genome assembly.